CAUGUUUUAGCAGGAGCUGGUCAUGCAUUUUCAAUGGUCCUCUAUUGUUAGAUACAGCAACAAUUCCGGAUAAAGACAAAGUUGAAACACAGCUACAAAUCCCUCAAAGUGAUCAGGAGUAAAUUUUUCUAAAAGCCCUAGCUCUUUACAAAUUUUCGCAGCAUAUGGCGGCUACAUCUCUGCCUCACGUACACGGUGUCUGGUAAGACCCUCUAAUCCUUGCCAUAUUAACAAGAAGAAGAAAAAAACGAAAAUGACGCAAAAAAGAAACUCACCUCUUUAGCAGCAGGUAUUUUCUCGGUCCUAGUUAGGAGGCGUUUUUUAUCGUCUACCUAAACCUGUUCCUCGUCGCUACGCUGUUUGUCACUCCUCUCUGCCGUCAAUAUGAUAUCCUCCUCCCCUUUCAGAGUCAUACGACUUUUAUUAAGGCUUCCGUGUGAGAACACAGUGAGUAAAGGCUAGCUAUCAUCUUGUUGGCGGAAACUGGAAACUAAGUUGGUAAAAUAUAUCGUUUCCACUUGUUUUAGUAUUAGCUAUGUUAACUGUCACAUACGAGGACUUGCGCCAUGGAAAUUUAAAAAAAAACAUUUUAGUGCAUGCAGCAACAGCAGAGAGGACCACCAGAGGGAGCCAAUACCUUGACGGGGCGACCGCGGACACAUGUCACUAUGAUGCACGGCUACAAAUACCCUCCACGCUGCUCAACAGCUCAGAAGACACAGAGCUGCAACCAUCAUCAGCUUUGAGGACGAAACUCCACAGAGAAAACAGAAGAUUUAAGAUGCUUUGCUCCAGGUGUGUGCUGCCUUUCCUGGCUCUUUACAUAUUGCCAGAGGUGACGCCUGCUGCUGUAUUACCAAGCAGAUUCAAAAACAAAAGGGAAGUCAACUGGCUGGACCAAGAGCUCUUCCCCCGCCUGCCUGAGCGCUCAGAGCCGGGAGACCUCUCUGUGGGUGACGCUGGGGAGAUGGACAGGGAUGUGAACGGCCGCCCCCCUCAUUCAGAGACUUUCCUCGCCCCAACAGAGCACCUUUCUCUCCAACGCCAGAACCAGAACCAGUACCACCGUAAAGCCAAUGAAAAGAGGAGGAAGGUCGCUCCUCUGGACUCCAUCGGCAGCUUUCAAAUGUCCAGUUUCCGAAACCGAAAGGAUGAACCGGACAUCAACUGGGAAGAAUACAAGGAUUAAAGAGCAACUCCAACAAUUAAGCUCCUCAUAUUUUUUGUCAGUGACAAUCCAUGUGUGAACUUUGUACGAUAUAUUCCAUGAUAUUUAUUCCUUAUUAUUUAACUCUCUGCCAUACUAACAAGUGAGAUUCCUGUACACCCACUCCCUCUAGUGGUAGAAGACGCAAACAUGACAAACACUGCUGUGUGCAAACCAGUUUUAUAUACAGUCUAUGGUGCAAACAA
Perca flavescens (yellow perch) is the source of this 1413-nucleotide messenger RNA. RefSeq lists its product as uncharacterized. The transcript has 6 exons. The record is from RefSeq and is a predicted model, not a curated record. The coding region runs from base 536 to 1189 and encodes 217 amino acids. NCBI's taxonomy places the organism in Eukaryota, Metazoa, Chordata, Actinopteri, Perciformes, Percidae.